AAGGACCCCCCCAGUGCCCACCCACCCCAAGCACGGCUCCCCUCACCCAUGGCCAUGAACUUCCCCCUCAUCAAGGCACCCACCUCUAAUUGCUGAGCAGCCUCUGGCUAAUUAACACCCUCACAGAGGGGUGGGGGGUGGGCUCUGGGGCAUCAGGGAGAGCUGGGCAGAAGGGCAGCCCCCCCCAUCCCAAUUAGCAUUCUGUGCACAUGCCUUAAUUAGUCUCUUCAAAUAUUAAUGCUGGCCACUGGGCUCAGCCCGGGCCUGGGGGGGCCUGAGGGGGGUCUCUGGCCGUGUCCUCCCAGAUGUGUCCCCCACACUCCCCAGCUGUCACCACCCCCCAGCACCAGUGGGACCCCGAGAGGGACCCCGAGAGGGACCUUUGUUUGGGGACAGACAAUGCCAGGAGGGGACUUGGGGCAGGGCUGGGGGGCUCCCAACCUCCUGCCCCCAGUGUGGUGUCUGAGCCCCCCAAACCGCGCGGCAGAGGGGGAGCAGAGCCCCCCGUGCCCCCCGGGACGAGCUCCCCGGGGUGGGUGACAGAGCUGGGGGGUCCUUGUUCCCCCCAAAACCCUGCAACCCCCAGCCCCGUGGCAGGAGGGGAUCCCAUCGCUGGGGUCUGGGGGUCCCGGUGGCCCCCCCUCCUUCUCCCGGUGUCACUCGGGGGUCCCGGUGCCCCCCGCCACUCGCGGGGGGGGAUGAGCCCCGCGGGGUCCCGCCGUGUCGCCCUCGCUGUCCCUGCCGGUGUCCCCUCGGUGGUCUCGCCCCCCCCGUGCCGGUGCCCCCGGCGAGGCGGGGGAUCGGGGGGGAUCGGGGGGGGAUCGGGGGCUCCGGUCCGCGCCGCGCGCGGCGGCGACACAAAGCGGCUCCGGCGGCGGCGGCGGCGGCGGCGGCGGGGGGGGUCCCGGCGGGUCCCGGUGGUCCCGGUGCCGCUCCCCGCCAUGGCCAAGUGGCUCCGGGAGUACCUGGGCCGGGGGGCCCGGCGCUCCCCCCCGCGCCCGCCCCAGCCCGACUACAGCGGUCCCGGGGGUGCCCCCGCCGCCGCCGCCCCCGGAGCCGCGCUCCGCGGCCCCGCCGCCUCCCCGCGCCGCCGCCUCGUGCGGGUGGGGGGCGCGGGGCCGGGGGGCGGCCCCCGCCGCCUGCAGCAGGGCCCAGGGGAGAGCGAGUACUCCGAGCCCUUCGAGGGGGAGCAGGACCCGGCGGCCGAAGGCGGCUGCGACGAGGAGGCCACAGGGUGCCCGCGGCAGGGCGAGGGCCGGCGGGUGCGGCCGCGCAGGGGUCCCCAACUCUACGACACCCCCUCCGAGGAGUGGGACACGGCCGGGGACGGCCCGGGGGGACCCCCGGCCCGAGAGAGCCGCCUGCCCCGCGACGAUGAGCGCCCGGCCGACGAGUACGACCAGCCCUGGGAGUGGAAGAAGGAUCACAUCUCACGGGCGUUCGCAGUGCAGUUUGAGAGCCCCGAGCGCUCCCCCAGCCUGUCCCGGCGGGUGCCACCCUCCCCCCGGACCCCCGGCGGCCCCCGGCCCGGCUGUCCCCCCAGCCCCAGGCACGUGGACACCUCGCUGCCCCUGGAGAAGCAGGCGUGGUACCACGGCCCCAUCGGGCGGGCGGGCGCGGAGACGCUGCUGGCGCUGUGCCGCGAGGGCAGCUUCCUGGUGCGGGACUGCGAGACCAGCCCCGACGACUACUCGCUGUCCCUCAGGAGCAGCCAGGGUUUCGUGCACGUGAAGCUGACGCGGACGCGGGAGCAGCACUUCACGCUGGGCCGGGCCGGGGCCGCCUUCCCGUCGGUGCCCGCGGCCGUGGGGCACUACACAGCCCGGGCACUGCCCGUGCGCGGUGCCCGCCACCUGUCCCUGCUCUACCCCGUGGCCGUGCAGCCCCUCUGAGCCCCCGGGACCCCCCCCAUUAAAGCCACCCUGUCACA
Taeniopygia guttata (zebra finch) is the source of this 1930-nucleotide messenger RNA. It is a transcript of the gene SHD, whose product is annotated as Src homology 2 domain containing transforming protein D. Gene Ontology annotation, molecular function: phosphotyrosine residue binding. NCBI's taxonomy places the organism in Eukaryota, Metazoa, Chordata, Aves, Passeriformes, Estrildidae. The record is from RefSeq and is a predicted model, not a curated record.